Messenger RNA from Leptidea sinapis, 1109 nucleotides. It is a transcript of the gene Trax, whose product is annotated as translin-associated protein X. Gene Ontology annotation, molecular function: sequence-specific DNA binding; RNA binding; RNA endonuclease activity. NCBI's taxonomy places the organism in Eukaryota, Metazoa, Arthropoda, Insecta, Lepidoptera, Pieridae. The transcript has 4 exons. The coding region runs from base 252 to 1100 and encodes 282 amino acids. Gene Ontology annotation, cellular component: nucleus; cytoplasm. The record is from RefSeq and is a predicted model, not a curated record.
CCAUAGUCUAAGUUCAAGGAGGAUGGAAAUUAUAAGUACCUACUGACCUACAGAGUUUCGGUGGGCUGUUUUGCUUGUUAGUUACCUCCACAGAGUACCUUAUAUUAAAACUGAAAGUCUGAAGAGAACACUUACUGUAGCAACUAACAAUUACCUUCUACCUACGAAAUUAUAAUUUGUUUGUGAAAAUAAUAGAAAUAACAAAAUAUUCAAAUCAGACAGGAACUAGGAAGUAUUUAAAUAAUUUAAUUAUGUCUGGACGUGGUAGACAUCAAGGUAGGCGUAAUAACAGCAAAACGCUUUCGUCAGUGGCGCGAGAAACCGUUUUAUCCUUGCCUGCAGAUAGUCCAGUUCUGAAACUUUUUAAGUCUGCUGCAAAUAAGCUGAAUGAACGUCAAGACAGACAUGAGCGUCUUGUAAAACUAUCCAGGGAUAUAACUAUAGAAAGUAAAAGAAUAAUAUUUCUAUUGCAUACAGCAAUCACAAAAGAAUCCACUGAAAAAGUUUUAAAAGAAGCAAAUGAGCGCCUACAUAAGUUGAUUAACGGCCCCCUUAGUAGUAUUGGUUUAGAACUAGAAAACUGUCCAGCAUAUCUGCAUUCCCGUGCUGUCACUGCGGGUUUCCAAGAGUUCAUUGAAGCUAGGACACUAUUUUCCUUUAUGGAAAGUAAAAGUAUUGUUACCUGGUUGGAUGUACAGAAAGAGUUGACAUAUGUUGUAAAUGAAGAAGAGACAGAUAGGACUGUAGUGACCAUGUUGCCACAGGUUGACUAUAUGUUGGGCUUAGCUGAUUUGACUGGAGAGUUAAUGAGGAGAGCUAUCAACAGUAUAUCAAGUGGAGAGAGUGAGGAGUGUUUCGAUUCAUGUCAAGCCGUUCGCGUUCUGUAUACAGGCUAUUUAGGACUGUUUAGUACUGGCAAGGAGCUCGCCCGUAAAAUGUCAACUACACGCAGUAAUGUAUUUAAAGUAGAGUCUGCAAUGUAUGCUUUACGUGUGCGAGGUGGGGAGGCACCUCCGACACUGCUGUUGGUGGAGAAACCGGAAUAUGAUCACCAUGAUGCAUCUGAUGAUGAAGGUUUCUUUCAAAGCAAUAAAUGUUAAGCUUUUCAA